GAGAAGCUGUAAAGCAUGUUAGAAGGCUGUUGCCGACUGCAAAGUUCACUCCGUAACUGAUACUCGGUCCAUUCUCCCAGUCCAGUAUGGCCGAGCCUAUCGUCAAUGUCAAACAAGGGUCCCUUCGUGGCACAACAGUAAAAAGUGUUAUCGGAGAAUCUUACCUUGCUUUCAACGGUAUCCCAUUUGCAGCGCCUCCAAUAGGUAACUUGAGGUUUUUGGAGCCUCAACCUGUUCUGCCAUGGAAGGGUGUACGAGACGCUACAACAGAAGGACCGAAAUGCGUCCAAUUCAAUAUGUUGACAUCGACACUAACUGGUGACGAAGAUUGCCUUUAUCUCAAUGUAGCUACCAAAUCGUUAAAAGGAUCGAGACCAGUAAUGGUUUGGAUUCAUGGAGGAGCCUUUGUUUUUGGUGAUGCUACAACCGAACUGGCAAGCCCAGAUUACCUAAUGAAGACGGACAUUGUGUUCGUGUCGAUUCAGUAUAGACUUGGGGUCCUCGGAUUCCUGCAUCUGGAUCAUGAGGCGGCGCCCGGAAAUAUGGGUCUGAAGGAUCAGGUGGCAGCUUUAAAAUGGGUUCAAGAAAACAUCGCCGAGUUCGGUGGCGAUCCCAACAACGUUACCAUCUUUGGAUGUAGCGCUGGUGGUGCCUCCGUACAUUAUCUCCUUUUGUCACCUCUAGCCAAAGGUCUCUUUCACAAGGCCAUUUCUCAGAGUGGCGUGACAUUGAAUCCUUGGGUAUCCACUUCGAACUCAAUAGAGACUGCUCACAGCUAUGUUGCACUACUUGGAAAAAAAACCACUGAUCCCCAUGAGAUCGUCGAGUAUCUGCGCACGAUUCCAGCCGAUAAGCUUUUACUAGCUGAACAGCAAGUUCAGACCCGAGAGGAUAAGAUCCGCUUUAUACUACCAUUUCGACCAAGUGUCGAUAGUAAAAGUCCACGACCAUUUAUGCCAAAACGCCCCCUAGAACUUGCCAAAAAUGGUUUUGAUGUGCCCGCGAUCAUUGGAUACGCCAGUCAUGAGGGAAGUUUUUUCCUAAUGGGACUUACAACACUGGAUCUACCAUUUCUUGAUGAACAUUUCGAGAUUGCGGUAACUGAAGACUUGGUCGAGGCAAAUCCAUCAAAAAUAUCCGAGGUGGCGACAGAAAUAAGAAAGUUUUAUUUUAAAGAUAAACCUAUAAACAAAGACGUGAUCGGUGACUACAUCCAAUGUUAUGGAGACAUAUAUUUUGCCAAUGGUAUCCAUAAGGUGGUUGAAUAUCAACAGAACAAAAGAACUCCAACUUAUCUCUACAGGUUUUCUUACGAUAGUCCCACUGCCUUCGGUAGACUGGCUUUCGGGGUGUCAGAAAAAGGUGCUGGUCACGGUGACGAAACUACGCGUUUAUUCUACCCAAUGAUAUUCGGCGAGAAUAUAAAAAUCGAUCCACACAUAUCGUCAGUCGAUAAAACCGUGUCUGAUAGGAUGGUCAGAAUGUGGACGGACUUCGCAAAAACUGGAAAUCCAACACCUCAGAUCGAUGAUUUGAUAACCGUGAAGUGGAAGCCAGUGACGCCAACGGAAAAAAACUACAUAGAUAUUGGCGUGGAGCUCUCUGUCGGAGUGAAUCCGGACGAAGAGGUACAGCAGUUUUUCCGACGCAUUUCCGAGAUUGUUGAAUCGGAGUUAGAUGAUAUACGUGUCAUAUACAUACAUGCAUAUCCAACAUGGUCCCAAGAUACUGUCGAGUUGCUUGAGAGCGUUGAAGAUAAGUCGAACGAAAGUUUCGUGGACACUUUGGGUAAAAUACGGAAUUCAGUUCGAUCAGUCAUCGAGUCAGACAUGGCUGACUAUGUAGUUAACGUUAAAGAAGGAUGCCUACGUGGCACAACGGUGAAGAGCAUCGUCGGAGGAUCCUACGUUGCUUUUAAAGGCAUACCUUUCGCUGCUCCUCCAGUAGGGAAUUUGAGGUUUGCGGAUCCUCAGUCUCCGCAACCAUGGAAGGGCGUGCGAGACGCUUCUCAAGAGAGGUCAAAAUGUAUCCAAAUAGACACAACGACAUCGUCGGUUGUCGGCGACGAAGACUGUCUUUACCUAAACGUGACAACCACAUCGUUAAAAGGAUCGCGUCCAGUGAUGGUUUGGAUUCAUGGGGGAGGUUUCAUGACCGGUGAUGCAAGUCUUAACAUGUACGGUCCAGAUUACCUCAUGAAAACCGAAAUUGUAUUCGUAUCCAUACAAUACAGACUUGGAGUAUUUGGGUUCCUGCAACUCGAUCAUGACGUGGUGCCUGGAAAUGCUGGUCUAAAAGAUCAAGUGGCCGCUUUAAAAUGGGUCAAGGAAAACAUUGCUCAGUUUGGUGGCGACCCAAACAAUGUAACCAUCUUUGGAGAAAGUGCCGGUAGCGCAUCAGUGCAUUUUCACCUUUUAUCGCCACUUUCUAAAGGUUUUUUUCACAAGGCCAUCAUGCAGAGUGGCGUGACAUUGAAUCCAUGGAUAGUUUGUACUGUGUCAGUUAGUCCUGCUCAUCUGCUUGCUGCCACUCUUGGUAAAGAAACGACUGAUCCUCACGAGAUCGUUGAGCAUUUGCGGACAGUUCCAGCUGAAAAGCUUCUCUUUGCUCAAGAAGAAGCAUGCACCCGAGAGGAUAAGUUCCAUUUCUUAGUCUCAUUUCGGCCGUGUGUCGAUGACAAAAGUCAGCAACCGUUUAUGCCAAAACUCCCGCAAGAUCUUGUCGAGAACGGUGUCGACGUUCCUGUGAUCAUUGGAUACAACACUCACGAGGGACUUAUUUCACUGAUGCCAUAAAGAAAUAUUCGCACUUGAAUUACUUCGGGAUAGUUUUGAGAUUGCGGUGAGUCAGGAUUUGAUAGCAGAAGAUCCGUCGAAAAU
Molecule: messenger RNA, 2879 nt
Organism: Diprion similis
Lineage: Eukaryota; Metazoa; Arthropoda; Insecta; Hymenoptera; Diprionidae
Product: esterase E4-like
Exons: 15
Coding region: 87-2795 (902 amino acids)
Molecular function (GO): hydrolase activity
Source: RefSeq, a predicted model, not a curated record